Molecule: messenger RNA, 2010 nt
Organism: Impatiens glandulifera
Lineage: Eukaryota; Viridiplantae; Streptophyta; Magnoliopsida; Ericales; Balsaminaceae
Product: signal peptide peptidase-like 2
Exons: 14
Coding region: 123-1772 (549 amino acids)
Biological process (GO): membrane protein proteolysis
Cellular component (GO): cytoplasmic side of endoplasmic reticulum membrane; lumenal side of endoplasmic reticulum membrane; lysosomal membrane
Molecular function (GO): aspartic endopeptidase activity, intramembrane cleaving
Source: RefSeq, a predicted model, not a curated record
GAGCAGUUUCUUUGGAUUCUCUCUCUAGAAAAUCUGAUUUCUCUUUCUCCUUUUCUACUGAUUCGUUCUAGCUUAAUGAUGUAUUGAAAGAGAAAUCGCGUUUCAAAGAUCGUAAAGGUGCAAUGAAUUUGAAGAAAAGCUACAGUUUACUAUGCACAUUAAUAAUCGCUUUACUUCUUUUCAACAAUCCAUCCACCGUUACCGCCGGCGAUAUAGUUCACGACGAUGAUGCAGCUCCAAAGAAACCUGGCUGCGAAAACGAUUUCGUUUUGGUGAAAGUUCAAACAUGGGUUGAUGGAGUGGAGGAUGAAGAGUUUGUUGGAGUUGGGGCUCGUUUUGGUACUACUAUUGUUUCGAAGGAAAAGAAUGCGAAUCAAACUCCUCUUAGACUUUCAAACCCUCGUGAUUGUUGCAGCCCCCUUAAGAACAAGCUUGUUGGAGAUGUGAUCAUGGUUGAUCGAGGUCAUUGUAGAUUCACAACCAAGGCCAACGUUGCAGAAGCUGCAGGUGCUUCAGCUGUCCUUAUCAUAAACAACCAGAAAGAGCUGUACAAGAUGGUCUGUGAACCCGACGAAACUGAUCUUGACAUACAUAUUCCUGCCAUCAUGCUUCCUCAAGAUGCUGGUACAACUUUGGAGAAAAUGUUGAUGAAUAGUUCAUCAGUGUCUGUCCAACUAUACUCUCCUCGGAGGCCGCUUGUUGAUAUAGCUGAAGUGUUUCUAUGGCUUAUGGCCGUUGGUACCAUCAUAUGUGCAUCUUUCUGGUCUGCAUGGAGUGCAAGACAAGCAGCUAUUGAGCAUGAUAAGCUAUUGAAGGAUGCUUCAGAUGAAUUUCCAAUCACCAGUGAUGAUGGUGGCAGUGGAAGUGGUUCAGUGGAUAUUAACACCACGUCAGCAGUCUUGUUUAUUGUUGUUGCUUCGUGCUUUUUGGUUAUACUUUACAAAUUAAUGUCGGGUUGGUUCAUUGACCUUCUGGUUGCACUUUUCUGCAUUGGUGGUGUAGAGGGUCUGCAAACAUGCAUUGUUGCCUUGUUAUCAAGGUGGUUCAAACAUGCUGGAGAAUCAGUCAUUAAAGUUCCUAUAGCUGGGCCCAUCUCACACCUUACAUUGGCUGUCUCACCAUUCUGCAUAGCUUUUGCUGUUGUUUGGGCAGUUUACAGAGAUGUUUCAUUCGCUUGGAUUGGCCAAGAUAUACUUGGAAUUGCCUUAAUUAUUACAGUUCUUCAGAUUGUGCGAGUGCCUAAUCUGAAGGUGGGUACAGUUCUACUCAGCUGUGCCUUCUUCUAUGACAUAUUUUGGGUAUUCGUUUCCAAGAAGUUGUUCAAUGAAAGUGUGAUGAUUGUGGUAGCUCGUGGUGAUAAAAGUGGAGAGGAUGGAAUACCGAUGUUACUAAAAAUCCCUCGAAUGUUUGAUCCAUGGGGUGGUUUCAGCAUCAUUGGCUUUGGUGAUAUCCUCUUGCCCGGCUUACUCAUAGCAUUUUCACUCAGGUACGACUGGCUUGCGAAUAAGACUCUCCGAGCCGGUUAUUUCUUAUGGGCAAUGAUUGCUUAUGGAUUAGGUCUUCUUAUUACCUACGUUGCACUUAAUCUAAUGGAUGGACAUGGGCAACCGGCUUUACUCUAUAUUGUACCAUUUACACUAGGGACAUUUUUGACAUUGGGGUGUAAGCGGGGCGAUUUGAAGGUCUUAUGGUCGAAAGGUGAACCAGAAAGACCUUGCCCUCACCACGUACAACUUCAGUACAUUAAGGAUGAAUCAAACGAGGAUGAUUAAGCAUGAUAUCCCGGGUUCUUAUCCUAUGUACACUAUGGACGCUUGUAUUUCUAGCAGCAUUGUUGUAAUUUGUAAGUGUUACUUUAUUUUUUUUCAAAGCUUACCAUUAUGUAUAAUUAUCAAUUAGGUAAAAUUAUUGUGUAUUUUAUGUAAGGGUAACAAAUUAACUGUAGGGUUAUGUAAACUAAUAUUGAGAAGUAUUGUUGUAACUCUUAAAUGAAUAAUAAUAAUAAUAUUA